AUGCCAGGAAUGCAAACUACCACAGACACUAUGACCGAAGAGACAAAAAGUGAUGACAGCAGUCUAUCAUGCAAUCUGAUUAUGCUGCGUUCUCGAGGAGAGAAUUUACAAUUCAUUACAAAACUUAAUCUAUGGGGUUUAAAACUGAAAGAUAUUUCAAUGGUAAAAUCAAUGCCAAAUUUAAAAGUAGUUAACAUGAGUGCAAAUAGUUUGACCACUCUUGAACCAUUUGUUAACUGUUUCAAUUUAUGCGAACUCUAUGUACGUAAUAAUCAAAUAGUGAAUAUUGAUGAAGUGGCACAUUUAAAGUAUUUGCAUAAACUUGAAAAAUUAUGGUUAUCUGGAAAUCCAUGUUGUCAUUUCUUUAAAAGUUUCGAAGAGAAUGAUACAACUUCGACUGACAGUUCAAUCGUGUACAGAUGUACUGUGAUUCGAAAUUUACGGUGUUUAAUUCAUUUAGACCAAUCAGGGCAACAAACAAACAGUAGUCUGGAUAACGAAUCAACUUUUAGCGAUGUUCUGUUAACGACUAUGUGUCUAUUACCAGUUAUUUUCAGACAAGAAUUAGCAAAAAGUAAUUAUCACAACAAUUGUAAUGAUGGUGAAGAAUCCAACAGUACACAUACAGUUGUUGAUGAUAUCACGUUAAGUACAGAUGUAGAAAUGAAAAAAUUAGACAUUGUAGCAGGUAAGUAUUCAGUCACUUCUGUACUCUUCAUUCAAUCAGACAAGAAACACAUUCCAGACGAAACGCUAAAGAAUGACAACAACAAUAUUAAUAAUGUCUUAAAAGAAGUCAAGACAAUCAAUGAGAAUAAGGGGUUAAUUAAUGCUUCUAUUUGUUCUCAUUCACCUUGUAUCAAACGAAAGCAUCAGAAUAGAUCAUGUCUACAGGAUGUUACAUUAAAAGAAACAAACAAAAUUCGUCAAGAAUAUGGUUUAAAACCAAUAAAUAAGAAUAAAAUUUCAUCACCAGCUAAACGAAUUCAAUCUGUUGAUCAAAAGAAUGAAAAGAUUGUACGAAAUUCAAUAAUACGCCUAUUGAAAACAUUGAAUUGCGAUAGCCUAGAAAGAAUAAUUCAAGCUGCUGAGAAACGUUUACUACGUUUAUCCGGUUUAACAUACAAUCUUCAGCUGCAAUCAUUUAUCAACGGUGAAAUUGGUGAAGAUAAUGCCGAUGAUGGUGAAUGGACACCGAAUGGAACAUAUGAUUGUUCAAAUUAUAUAAAUGGAGCAAAAUGAACACCACACACUCACACACACAAAAUAACGGAAGUGUCACAUCAAUAAUGGCGGUUAUUUUCAAAUUAGGCGGGAUAUUCAUUCAACUUUGAUCAUUAUCAUUAUUAUUGCUUUGUUUUUCUAAAUGUAAUUUAUUUCUAACUUCAUUUCGUUUCAAUUUUUAAUAGACCUAAUCAUUAAUCAAUUUUAUUUGAUUUUUUUUUAAUGUACAAAAUUACUUUGUUUAGUAAAAGGAAAAAGAGGAGAGGCUAUGAGAGGCCUUCACAUAAAGUUGGUUAUAUCUCAGACAUAUUUUCUAAUUAGUCACUAUGUGAAUCCAUGUGAUUAUCAUUAAUCCAGUGAUUUAUUUCCGUGAAUAAUGCCACACCUUAACUGUGAUUGGUUAGUAACCCAUAUGUUUUUCUAGCCUUGCUUAUGGUUGAUAAAAUAUCAGACUGAAAAAUAUUUACAGUAUUUCGUUGUUGUUGUUGUUGUUGCUUUUUACUUAGACCUAUGCGCUGUUGUUUAUUUCUUACAGUUUUUUCAAUAAUAAAUGACAUUUUUAAAAACAAA
Molecule: messenger RNA, 1794 nt
Organism: Trichobilharzia regenti
Lineage: Eukaryota; Metazoa; Platyhelminthes; Trematoda; Strigeidida; Schistosomatidae
Source: the annotation of a GenBank genome assembly